Messenger RNA from Pseudomyrmex gracilis, 1034 nucleotides. It is a transcript of the gene mip40, whose product is annotated as protein lin-37 homolog. The transcript is spliced from 6 exons. Gene Ontology annotation, biological process: negative regulation of transcription by RNA polymerase II. The record is from RefSeq and is a predicted model, not a curated record. Lineage: Eukaryota; Metazoa; Arthropoda; Insecta; Hymenoptera; Formicidae. Gene Ontology annotation, cellular component: Myb complex; transcription repressor complex. Bases 270 to 1016 code for a protein of 248 amino acids.
GCAGCCGUAAAUGCACUACUUCCGAUGAAUUUUCGAUAACUUUAUCUAAAAGAUAAGACAUAUCUCUUUGAAUAUCUUUAUUCAAAGAAUAGCUAUCAGGAGGUGGGAAAAUCGGGCCUUAGAAUUAGAAGCUUUGUAUAAAAUUGAUUACAGCUUACGUUAAUUGCUUAUAUUAAUUCAAUAUUGUGUGAGUAAUUAUUUACUUUAACUAUCUCACUACAAAUUCUGAUAAACUUAUCCAACAAAACGUGGUCAUCUAUCUGACAAAGAUGGGAAAAAGAAGAAAUAUCCAACUUUCACCAAUACCAGAUCGAAUAAAAAUGGAAAUAAAAGAUGAAAUAGGUGAUAGUGAUGUCCUUGUAGCAAGAGAUCGCUUAAAAGGUGCUCUUCGAGAAUUGUUACAGCAUAGUGACACAGGCUCAUCAGCAGACUCAAGUGAAGAAUGUUCUACUCAGGAUUAUAAACAUCCAAUGAAAAAAAUGACAAAAUCUGUUAUUUCUCAACAACCACAACGAAAAAUCAGACGUCGCCGACAAAUGCAGGCUGACACAACAUAUCAUCAUACUUAUGUGAUGAAAUUAUUUGAUCGUAGUGUUGAUUUAGGUCAAUUUCAAGAAGAAAUGCCACUUUAUCCUAUUUGUCGUGCUUGGGUAGUCAGUCAUCCAAAAAAUCCUAAUGUGCUUCUUAAAAUGAGUUCAAAUCCAGAAGCUUCUAAUGAAAGUAUAGGAGGCAAUGGUCUUAGUGGAGAGAUAAAUGAAGUCCAUUAUUUGCCACCUCCUUUGCCUUCUGAAGAAGAAAUAUCCAGAAAUCGCAUUCCAUCUCCUAUACUUGAAGAGAAAGAUGAUCUAAACUUGGAUUAUGAAGGACAAAUUCUCAAAUCGCAAGAAGAGUUGUUAAAGGAACACAGUGCUCGAUGGAAUGCUAUUCGCAAAAAAUGGCAUCAGCAAGCACAGAAGAAUGAACAACGCUAUAUACAAAGCGCUACUAUACUUAAUAGUAUUUUUUAUGUUGAUUAAUAUAUUGUGUUUACUGUA